CCUAAGUAAUUGUACUUGUUAGUUGCUGUGUAUUUAAAGCAAAGAAUGAGGAAGUAAAGGCUUAUAAAGUAUAUGACUUUCCAGAAGUGAAGACGUCCACAAUGAGUUCAGGUCAUAGGACUUCCACUGGUAAUGUCUGGAUUGAUACCUUCAAUUACCUGAUUGAUGAAGAACUGGACUAUAAUGACAGGUGGUUUCUAAAUUUCAACUACAAAAUCACUAACACACUGAGCAGUGAGAAGAGAAAAGAAGGCUGGAAGAUUUCCAGUAAAUGUGCAUAUGCUAGUUUUUGUUGCUCAAGAUGCAAUCGUCAAUGGCAUUCAGCUCGUGUACUGGUCAUUUUUCACUACAGACUACGGGAAAAAAUGGAACGAGGACAUGUAAUUAUGCGCCCUUUUCGUCAGGUAUGUGAUGCUUGCAAGUCUAAUGGGGAGCACUAUGAAAUUCCAAGGUUUUCAGAAGACAAAGUAGAAGAAAUACUGCUAGGAUUACUCAGCAAAAUCAAGAAAAACUGUUAUAGAGAAGACUAUCAUGAUGAUGGCAUUGAUUCAGGUUGUUCCAAAGUGUACAGGACCAAGCCUCACAAGAGCUCCUUAUGUGAAGCUUGCAAAGAUGGCAUCUGCUGUAAGGAUGAUUAUAAUGAUUAGAUUUCCCAGGAGGAGGAGCUAUCUGCUUGUUAGCUGACAUUUUGUUUACUCAUAAAAUUCUCCUUCUGUAAUGCUACUCAGCCGUGGAAAGUAUGAUUAGAUUCAACUGACCUUUGCUGGGGCCCAACAACAGCAUGGCAGAACUUUUUGGCAACAGCCUUUGGUUCAUAUAUAGGGAAGGGCUGAAGUUUAAAAAGUUAAUUAGCCUGUAAAAAUCUUGUAGUAAUAUUUCAUCGAGUGGUACCUCUGAAUUCUAUGACUAUGAUAUGUGCUUAUUUAUACACAAUUUACAUACAGGAAGCUUUCACUCUUCCUGAAUUUGAUUUAUUAGAAUUAUCUUUGUGGGACUUGUAAAUCUCAGAGCUAAGGGCAUGUUAUCCGCUGUUUAAGCUAUACUUUUUAUGUUGCAAACACAGAGAUCUUUGGACCCAUGAUUUCUACAUCUUUAAGGUAUUUGCAGGUGCAGAGUAAGCAAUACUUUAUUCAUACACAGAUGAGAAUGAACAUUAUAUUUUUUUAAUAUCUGUUAACCUGUACCAAAGAGACCGUCAAGUGAAACUUGCACAGAUGUGCUACUGGAGUGGAAUGUAAAGUCAAAUGGUAUCACACAUUGCAAUCUUCAGGCCCAGAAAAGAUAAACUUGCUUUCAUUACUAGAGCUUCCGAGGUUAAAAAGCAUGGCUAAAAAUAACCAAAUUAUUAAUAUUUUUGUAUGUUUUAUAAAAGGGGUGGGUUAUAUUUUAUUGUUUGAUCAAAAAAUGUUUAAAUAAAUGUAUCUGUUUAUUAUUUUUUCAGGUGAUGGUGGUGAAUAGUUCUUUAUUUAAGAAAAAAAGACAUCAUGUUUUUCCUUCACAUACUCUGUUAUACUUUACAGUUUCAGAGAGCAUUUCCCUUGUUGUGUUCUUAAUACUGCCUGCAGUCACAUUACUUUUUCAAAAUAAGAACAAGUUUAUGACUUCUGCUAAAAUGUUCUAUCAUACAUUUGAGGGCAGUGGAACAUGCAGAAGCAUGAGUGCUUUGAAGACAAUUAUAACUGGAGAGUAAGGCCAGAAAAGUAAGUAGUAAUAGUACUUAUGAGGAGUAAUAAUAACAACAGUAAUAUUAAAUAAUAAAUGUUAGUAAAACAGAACUUUGGAUUUCAUGCUACAGAGUUUUUUUCUUUUUUUGUUAAACACUGUGGGA
This is a messenger RNA of Protopterus annectens (West African lungfish), 1828 nucleotides long. Its product is annotated as receptor-transporting protein 3-like. The coding region runs from base 102 to 647 and encodes 181 amino acids. Gene Ontology annotation, molecular function: olfactory receptor binding. The transcript has 3 exons. Lineage: Eukaryota; Metazoa; Chordata; Ceratodontiformes; Protopteridae. Gene Ontology annotation, biological process: protein targeting to membrane; protein insertion into membrane. The record is from RefSeq and is a predicted model, not a curated record.